AUGAUGGGUUUCCUGUACCUCUUGGGGCUCUUCCUGGCAGCCCCCUCAUGCCUCCAUGCCCGCUCUGCCCUGCGCUUCAUCGCCGUGGGAGACUGGGGCGGGAAGCCCCUCUCUCCCUUCUACACAGACCGGGAGGUCGCCGUCGCGGAGGAGAUGGCGGCCACCGUGUCGGCCUUGGGGGCUGACUUCAUCUUGUCCCUCGGAGACAACUUCUACUACACCGGGGUGAACGACCUGUAUGACAAACGGUUCCAGGAGACCUUCGAGACCGUCUUCCAGGCCCCCGUGUUACGCAACGUGCCUUGGUAUGUCCUCGCGGGAAACCACGACCAUCUGGGGAACGUCUCUGCCCAGAUUGCCUACAGCAAGAUCUCGAAGCGUUGGCGUUUCCCCAAAUACUACUACAAGCUGAGGUUCAAGGUGCCGGGCAGCAACGCGACCGUCGCCAUCCUCAUGAUCGACACGGUGACGAUCUGCGGCAAUUCUGACGACUUCCACACCGAGCAGCCGCUGGGUCCCCGGGACUGGGGGCUGGCCCGGAGCCAGCUGUCCUGGCUGCGCAAACAGAUGGCCAAGUCCAAGGACGAUUACCUGCUGGUCGCCGGGCACUACCCAGUGUGGUCCGUGGGGAGACACGGACCCACCACGUGCCUGGUCAAGCUCCUCCAGCCCCUGUUGCAGCAACACAAGGCCACAGCCUACUUGUGCGGCCACGACCACAACCUGCAGUACUUGGAGGACAAAGCUGGUGUGGGCUACCUGCUGAGCGGAGCAGGCAAUUUCAUGGACAACUCCACCAAACACCUCCCUUCGGUCCCUGCCGGUUACCUGCGUUUCUUCUACGGCCAGACCUCUUCUCUGGGGGGAUUUGCCUACAUUACGAUUGACGGUAAAGAGAUGAGCGUCACCUACCUCGACAGCAAGCGCAGGUCGCUCUACAAGACCUCAUUGCCCCGAAGGAGAAUUCGCUGA
Molecule: messenger RNA, 972 nt
Organism: Euleptes europaea (tarantolino)
Lineage: Eukaryota; Metazoa; Chordata; Lepidosauria; Squamata; Sphaerodactylidae
Gene: ACP5
Product: acid phosphatase 5, tartrate resistant
Exons: 4
Coding region: 1-972 (323 amino acids)
Biological process (GO): bone resorption
Molecular function (GO): ferrous iron binding; ferric iron binding; acid phosphatase activity
Source: RefSeq, a predicted model, not a curated record